Centruroides sculpturatus (bark scorpion) is the source of this 9878-nucleotide messenger RNA. RefSeq lists its product as uncharacterized. Gene Ontology annotation, cellular component: membrane. The transcript has 5 exons. Gene Ontology annotation, molecular function: protein binding; transmembrane signaling receptor activity. Gene Ontology annotation, biological process: regulation of apoptotic process; toll-like receptor signaling pathway; immune response. The coding region runs from base 208 to 9504 and encodes 3098 amino acids. NCBI's taxonomy places the organism in Eukaryota, Metazoa, Arthropoda, Arachnida, Scorpiones, Buthidae. The record is from RefSeq and is a predicted model, not a curated record.
UCUAUCUAUACCUGUACAAGUGGGAAUUGCAUCCUCACGACGGAGGGAAUUUUCGCUUUUAUCUCCCGUCGUUUUUCCAACCGGAUAUUGAGUCGACCUGGCGAUAGCGCCGGCUUUUAAAGAGAAAAAGAAACCUUUCUGUUAGUAUUUAUCGAUUUAACGACAUAACUGCUUACCACCCCGAUAUAAGGAAUUGGAUAAGUAGCCAUGUCGGUGGCGCGGUCACGGAUCACCUUUCAGAAUGCCACGGAAAUAAAAAUGAAGAACUUGUUCAACUUAUUCGUCUGUUUCGCUUUGGCUCAGUGUUGCAACGACGUCUGGAACGGAUGGAAGAAUGUCACGUGUCCCCGUUUUCUUUCGUGGGACACCAGAACCGUUUGUGUUCGAAGCGAAAACGUUAUGGUUGCCGUUAACGUUCAUUUUCUUUUAAUCGAUUGCUACGGGAGAAUUCCGGAUCGUCGUAUCAUCCAGUGUUUGCAACAGACAGAAAACACCGUGUUCAUAAUGCGCAAUUGUUAUUAUCAAAAUUUUAGUAUCAAUAAAUUUUUAUUUGGUUUCGUCAUACGCAACUUGGAAAUUACAUUCACCACGGUCGAACAGAAUUAUAACAGAUUGCACAUCGAAAAGAUGCCAUUUGUCAGGAACAUAUCUCUGUCCGGAAUAAGAACCGAGGGAUCAUUCGAUCUGACAUUAAACUUCCAACCCGUCAUCUACGCAUUACAAAUAUUCAAAUACAAUUUCACUUCCUUUACGCAGCCACCAUUUAUAAACCUGACAAAUCUUCCAAUUUUGCACAUAGUAGAUGGAAAUCUGGAGUAUCUUCAGGAGAAUUUGCUCCAAAACCUGAACAAUCUCAAAAUACUAACCUUGUACAAUAACAGAAUAAAAGAGAUUCCACGUGGAUUCUUUAAAGAUCUCACAUUGUUGAAUUAUCUGGAUGUAUCCUAUAAUCAGAUCGAGAAUCUGUCGGAAGAUCUCUUUUCCGAUCUUUUCAGCCUAGAAGAGCUUCGGAUCAAAAACAAUAAACUGACGGUUCUCCCGGAAAAUUUGCUCUCUUCCCUCUCACAACUGACGAUUCUCGAAAUGAGUAAUAAUAUUGGAAUAACGAACUUACCCAAAGGAUUCUUAAGAGGCUUGACGCGCUUAGAACAACUUUGGGCAUCCAGAUGCUCUUUGGUACAUCUGGAGGAAUCGUUAUUUUCAGACACAAGAUCUUUAAAAUACCUCAUUCUAGAUUGUAACAAUAUUACACGUGUCCCGGAAAUAUUGUUUAAUAACAUGGAAAAUCUGCGAAUUUUGUAUAUGAAUGAAAAUAAAUUAUCGACUUUGCCACAGCGUGUAUUUUUUAACCUAACGAGACUCGGAGUCUUACACUUAUCACAAAACAAACUGAACCAUUUACAUAAAGAUAUCUUCAAGCACUUAUCAACACUGAUAGUGUUGCGAUUAUCCGAUAACGAUUUGUCCUCCUUGCACCAAGAUACACUUCUACCUCUUUUGAAUUUGAGGGAGAUAAACUUAUCAAAUAACAACUUUGAAAGUUUACCCGCAAAAUAUCCUUUUGGUUCUAGCAAUUAUUUGCAAAGUGUAAGCAUCAGCAAUUCAAAUCUGAAGACUUUUCCUAAUAUUGAUUGGUCGAAUAACAACCUGACAGAAGUCGAUCUAUCCCACAAUCAAUUUCGGGAAGUCACUCUACCCGUGUUUACCAAGAAGCGCACCAAGAUAUUGCUCAACGACAACAACAUCUCCACCAUCUACAUUGACUAUCGACGACAUUCUAACAGUUAUCCAGUGUAUAACGUCACGGGAAACGUCAUCGAGUGCGACUGUCGAAUCAGACAGUUCUUGCGAUUUCUUCACUCUGACGAAAACGCCAUCCGCAUUUUUCCAGAUUCCAAUAUCAUGCGAUGCAAUGGACGUUCCGAAAGGAAACUUACAGAAAUCUGGCCCAUUUACAGUGUCUGUCCGCGGAAAGAGGGAUGUCCUUUGUUUUGCGAGUGCUACCUGACACUAGAAGGACAAAGUACAAUCGAUUGUUCUCGUAGAAAUUUGUCUUAUCCGCCCGCGAAUCUUCCUGUCAAUUCAACAUUUGUCAAUCUGAACGACAACCACAUUGUAAACCUGUCUGAACUGAAUGGGACUACGUGGCAAAACGUCACCCAUCUGUAUCUUAGUAACAAUUCUCUGACGUCACUGAACGAUUGGGUCGUUCCGGAUAAUCUCCGCUAUUUGGCUUUGGAUGGAAACAAACUGUCGGAUUUGCCCCUUUCUUUGAUGAUGCGCGUAGAAGAUUCGACGAACUUCAGCAUCUUUCUUUCCAGAAACGAGUGGAAAUGCGAUUGCCAUUCUGUCCAUUUCAAGAAGUGGUUUACGCGGAAUUUGCUUAAGAUCCGUGAUUCCGAGAACGUAACCUGCCAGAGAGUCAAUAGGGUUAACAAUUCCGUAAGACAUGAGCUAAUAGAAAGUACACCGCUGGAUGUGUUCUGUUUAGAAGAACCCGUGUUGCCUUUAUGGAAAGUGAUGGUUCUUACAGUUUCGGUAGUGUUAUUGUUGAUGUUAGCAGUUCUUAUAGCGGUUUCUUACCAUUACAGACUCGCUAUAUUGGCCUUUCUAUACAGUCGAGACGUGUACUUACCGUGUUGGAAUAGGGUCCUCGACGAAGAGGAAAAGAAAUACGACGCGUUUGUGUGUUAUAAUAGUUGCGAUUCUCUGUUAACCAUGGAGAUAGUGGAUCGGCUCGAACCCGCUUAUCGCCUUUGUAUUCACGAACGUGAUUGGUUAGCGGGUAGCCCUAUUAGCGAGAACAUCGUGUAUUCCGUGCUUAACAGUAGAAAGACGGUGAUAUUGUUGUCUCGAAACUUUCUGGACAGCAUGUGGUUUACUGUUGAAUUUCGUGUAGCGUACAACAGAAUGAUGCAAGAUCAAAUUCAUCAUCUAGUGUUGGUUUUGGUGGAUGAAUUGGAGAAUUCGAACGAGCUGGAGGAGGAUCUUCGUCGUUUGCUGAAAACCAAAACUUAUUUAAAGUGGGGAGAGAAAUGGUUUUGGGAAAAAUUGAAAUAUAUUCUUCGAAGACAAUCUGGUGGUGAUACUCAAUACCUUUACGNUUGUUUGCCUCCUUCGAUGGUAACGAACGUUCCUAUAAUCGUUUCCGGUUUCGUUGUCUGUCUGCUAGGAAUAUUAACAAUGGUGUUCGCUUUCUUCUUUCUGAAGUACAGAAACACCAUCUUGGCUUACGUGUACGUGCAUUUUCCUUGGCUGUACUGCUGCAAGAUUUCCGAACUUGACAAAGAUAAGGCGUUCGAUGCCUUCAUUUCGUAUUCCGGCAGCGACAGAGACAUCGUCAUGUGUUUGUUGAAGGAACUGGAAAAGAAACCCCCAUUCUUUAAGCUGUGCAUCCACGAGCGCGAUUGGAUACCCGGUUAUGACGUAAUAUGUCAGAUAGAAGCUUCGAUUCAAAAUAGCGAUAAAACGAUAUUGCUUCUGUCUGCGGAAUUCUUCAACAGCGUGUGGUGUCAGGCGGAGCUUCGAGCGGCUUUGGUAAAGGCUUUCGAAGAUAAAACAGAAAAGAUAAUUUUCGUAUUGAAGGAUAAUUCGUUGUGUGACGUAGUUCCCGCGGACACGCGCGAGUUGCUACUUAGCAGGACAUACCUGGUGUGGGGCGAAAGAUGGUUUUGGGAGAAGUUGAGAUACGCCUUACCUCGUUGUUCGAAUCAUAAAUCGUUACGUUAUCAAGUUGACGACACUCUUUCUUCUCGGCGUGUCAUUCCUACAAAACGGAUUAAAUGGAAGUUUUCUUUGCAGAAUGCCACGGAAAUAAAAAUGAAGAACUUGUUCAACUUAUUCGUCUGUUUCGCUUUGGCUCAGUGUUGCAACGACGUCUGGAACGGAUGGAAGAAUGUCACGUGUCCCCGUUUUCUUUCGUGGGACACCAGAACCGUUUGUGUUCGAAGCGAAAACGUUAUGGUUGCCGUUAACGUUCAUUUUCUUUUAAUCGAUUGCUACGGGAGAAUUCCGGAUCGUCGUAUCAUCCAGUGUUUGCAACAGACAGAAAACACCGUGUUCAUAAUGCGCAAUUGUUAUUAUCAAAAUUUUAGUAUCAAUAAAUUUUUAUUUGGUUUCGUCAUACGCAACUUGGAAAUUACAUUCACCACGGUCGAACAGAAUUAUAACAGAUUGCACAUCGAAAAGAUGCCAUUUGUCAGGAACAUAUCUCUGUCCGGAAUAAGAACCGAGGGAUCAUUCGAUCUGACAUUAAACUUCCAACCCGUCAUCUACGCAUUACAAAUAUUCAAAUACAAUUUCACUUCCUUUACGCAGCCACCAUUUAUAAACCUGACAAAUCUUCCAAUUUUGCACAUAGUAGAUGGAAAUCUGGAGUAUCUUCAGGAGAAUUUGCUCCAAAACCUGAACAAUCUCAAAAUACUAACCUUGUACAAUAACAGAAUAAAAGAGAUUCCACGUGGAUUCUUUAAAGAUCUCACAUUGUUGAAUUAUCUGGAUGUAUCCUAUAAUCAGAUCGAGAAUCUGUCGGAAGAUCUCUUUUCCGAUCUUUUCAGCCUAGAAGAGCUUCGGAUCAAAAACAAUAAACUGACGGUUCUCCCGGAAAAUUUGCUCUCUUCCCUCUCACAACUGACGAUUCUCGAAAUGAGUAAUAAUAUUGGAAUAACGAACUUACCCAAAGGAUUCUUAAGAGGCUUGACGCGCUUAGAACAACUUUGGGCAUCCAGAUGCUCUUUGGUACAUCUGGAGGAAUCGUUAUUUUCAGACACAAGAUCUUUAAAAUACCUCAUUCUAGAUUGUAACAAUAUUACACGUGUCCCGGAAAUAUUGUUUAAUAACAUGGAAAAUCUGCGAAUUUUGUAUAUGAAUGAAAAUAAAUUAUCGACUUUGCCACAGCGUGUAUUUUUUAACCUAACGAGACUCGGAGUCUUACACUUAUCACAAAACAAACUGAACCAUUUACAUAAAGAUAUCUUCAAGCACUUAUCAACACUGAUAGUGUUGCGAUUAUCCGAUAACGAUUUGUCCUCCUUGCACCAAGAUACACUUCUACCUCUUUUGAAUUUGAGGGAGAUAAACUUAUCAAAUAACAACUUUGAAAGUUUACCCGCAAAAUAUCCUUUUGGUUCUAGCAAUUAUUUGCAAAGUGUAAGCAUCAGCAAUUCAAAUCUGAAGACUUUUCCUAAUAUUGAUUGGUCGAAUAACAACCUGACAGAAGUCGAUCUAUCCCACAAUCAAUUUCGGGAAGUCACUCUACCCGUGUUUUCCAAGAAGCGCACCAAGAUAUUGCUCAACGACAACAACAUCUCCACCAUCUACAUUGACUAUCGACGACAUUCUAACAGUUAUCCAGUGUAUAACGUCACGGGAAACGUCAUCGAGUGCGACUGUCGAAUCAGACAGUUCUUGCGAUUUCUUCACUCUGACGAAAACGCCAUCCGCAUUUUUCCAGAUUCCAAUAUCAUGCGAUGCAAUGGACGUUCCGAAAGGAAACUUACAGAAAUCUGGCCCAUUUACAGUGUCUGUCCGCGGAAAGAGGGAUGUCCUUUGUUUUGCGAGUGCUACCUGACACUAGAAGGACAAAGUACAAUCGAUUGUUCUCGUAGAAAUUUGUCUUAUCCGCCCGCGAAUCUUCCUGUCAAUUCAACAUUUGUCAAUCUGAACGACAACCACAUUGUAAACCUGUCUGAACUGAAUGGGACUACGUGGCAAAACGUCACCCAUCUGUAUCUUAGUAACAAUUCUCUGACGUCACUGAACGAUUGGGUCGUUCCGGAUAAUCUCCGCUAUUUGGCUUUGGAUGGAAACAAACUGUCGGAUUUGCCCCUUUCUUUGAUGAUGCGCGUAGAAGAUUCGACGAACUUCAGCAUCUUUCUUUCCAGAAACGAGUGGAAAUGCGAUUGCCAUUCUGUCCAUUUCAAGAAGUGGUUUACGCGGAAUUUGCUUAAGAUCCGUGAUUCCGAGAACGUAACCUGCCAGAGAGUCAAUAGGGUUAACAAUUCCGUAAGACAUGAGCUAAUAGAAAGUACACCGCUGGAUGUGUUCUGUUUAGAAGAACCCGUGUUGCCUUUAUGGAAAGUGAUGGUUCUUACAGUUUCGGUAGUGUUAUUGUUGAUGUUAGCAGUUCUUAUAGCGGUUUCUUACCAUUACAGACUCGCUAUAUUGGCCUUUCUAUACAGUCGAGACGUGUACUUACCGUGUUGGAAUAGGGUCCUCGACGAAGAGGAAAAGAAAUACGACGCGUUUGUGUGUUAUAAUAGUUGCGAUUCUCUGUUAACCAUGGAGAUAGUGGAUCGGCUCGAACCCGCUUAUCGCCUUUGUAUUCACGAACGUGAUUGGUUAGCGGGUAGCCCUAUUAGCGAGAACAUCGUGUAUUCCGUGCUUAACAGUAGAAAGACGGUGAUAUUGUUGUCUCGAAACUUUCUGGACAGCAUGUGGUUUACUGUUGAAUUUCGUGUAGCGUACAACAGAAUGAUGCAAGAUCAAAUUCAUCAUCUAGUGUUGGUUUUGGUGGAUGAAUUGGAGAAUUCGAACGAGCUGGAGGAGGAUCUUCGUCGUUUGCUGAAAACCAAAACUUAUUUAAAGUGGGGAGAGAAAUGGUUUUGGGAAAAAUUGAAAUAUAUUCUUCGAAGACAAAUGGCGCAGAAAAUCUUCUUGGCUCAAUUGGUGUUCCUUUGCGCGUCAGUCGAAGGGCAGAUCAUCGUCAGCGACCGUUUUGGUUACAUCGUUACAGAAAUGAAUCGAAUGGUGGAAUGCGGAUCGAACGUUACUUCUUUUGUCAACUACUUAGACCGAGCCAUUUACGUGGUGUGUCGAGGAAACACUUUCGACGCCGAACAGCUUCGUGCGUGCACUAAUUUUAGCUACUUCGCUUCCGUGGUGUUAAGAGACUGCGUCCUUUCUUCUCCCGAUGUCAGAACUUCUCUAGGAGACGAAAGAGUCGAGAAUUUCUUUUUGAUUUCCGAGGACGUUCCACCGAAUUCGCGAGUUAGCAUCAAGAACCUUCCGAAUCUUCGCGAUAUCAUUUUAUAUCAUAUGGAAAAUGUCACGUACACUUUAGAGGAGUUACGCAACGUAGAAAGGAUUGAUGUUUUGCGCGUGAUGACGGAAAGAUUUCCGAACGGAUUAUUCAAUGCUCUCCCAUCGUUAAGAAUGAUUUACGUGGUAUUAGGAAGAAUAAGAAGUUUUCCAGAAGAUGCAUUUCGAGGUUUGAAUAGACUGAAUUCUUUAAAUCUCUUCGACAAUCGUUUAGAGGAUCUUCCGGAGACCCUUUUAAGUGGAUUGCGAUCUCUGGAGGAAUUACGUCUGCAUAGAAAUUUGCUGACGUUUCUUCCUCCCGCCAUAUUUAGAGGGCUGACAAACCUUAAAACGCUUACCUUAAACGACAAUCGCUUAAAUACUCUUCCCCCUUCCUUGUUUGCAGAUAGUUUUAAUUUGGUCUUUCUGAACAUGAACAACAACAGCUUCGGUUCUCUACCGGAAAUUUUAUUGCAAAACGCCUCAAAAUUGCAACGUUUUGGUGCCUGUAACUGCGACAUCAGUGAAUUGCCAUCGAAGAUAUUUUCCUCUUGUUACGACUUAAUCGAAGUUCGAAUUUGCGAAAAUCGAAUCGAUCGUCUGCACCCCGAUUUGUUUGUAAAUAAUGCGUUCAUCCAGGAUAUUUAUUUACAUAAGAACCGUUUGCAAGAAUUACCUUUCAACGUGUUCCGUAGUAACAAACGGCUGGCAAAACUGGAUUUAAGCAACAAUCUCUUAACCGGAAUUCCCUUCGAAGUGUUUGAAAACAUUCAAACUAUUGUAGCAUUGUUUUUAGCAGCCAACAGAAUAACUGAGAUAGAAGAGAGAAAGUUUGAACUUUUGAAGAAUCUCAAAGUAUUGAAUCUGAAUAAUAACCCCAUUCGAUCAGUUUCGGGUCCGAGACCGUUUGGAAGAUUGCCCAGUUUGACAAAUCUGGGGCUUUCCAACGUUUCCUUCACAGAGUUUCCCCGAAUCGACUGGACUGCGUAUAACAUCGCGCUGCUCAGUUUGACACAAAAUCGUCUGUCGAUUCUUCGCACCGAAGACCUCCCUCCGGAUAAUCGCUCUGUAAUUUUAUUGAUGGACAAUAAUAUCACCACAGUCGAGGGGAAAAUCACCAGAAAUAUGAAUAAUGUUAUUCUUUUAGGCAACCCUUUACGGUGUGACUGCGCUUUGAGGAACUAUAUCGAAGAGGUUCAGUUUUCCGGAUUCGGUCGAUCGCUGCUCUGCUAUUCUCCUUCUAACUUGAGGAACAAGACUUUCCAGGAACUGAUUCCUUCCUACGUGGUGUGUCCCGUUGUAGAAAACUGUCCACCGGAGUGUCGCUGUUACUUAUAUAAAGGUUUUUCGGUCAUGGUCAACUGUUCUUCUUCCAAUAUUUCCCACGCUCCAGCAAUACUUCCCGAAAACACCACAAUCGUUCACCUGGAACACAACUCUCUUUCAACAAUAAAAAUUACAGACAGUUGGUCUGGAGUAGAUGAACUGUACUUGGACCACAAUCGUUUAAAUCCCUCUGAGCAAUGGACGUUUCCCUCUUCCUUGAAAAUUCUUUCUCUUCAAUAUAAUAGUCUGCAAGAUUUUCCUGUAAAAUUUUUGCAAUACGUAAGUGAUUCUUCUUAUAUUCGAGUGGACAUUAGAAACAAUGCAUUUUGGUGCAAUUGUUCUUUCAAACCCUUCAAAUUGUGGUUGAAUCGCAACGUUCAUAAGAUAGUGGAAGCCGAAGAGGUAAAGUGCAGUAGAUUGUUGUCGGAGAACAACACCUUUAUCGUGUCCUCCAUAUUGAAUUUUCCGGAUGAUGCGUUUUGUUUGCCUCCUUCGAUCACGACGAAUAUUUCUCUAAUUGUUUCCGGUUCCGUUGUAUCUUUCGUAGUAAUUUUAAUAUUGUUAUUAUGUUUCGUUUUUCUGAAAUACAGAAACACCAUUUUGGCUUAUGUGUACGUGCAUUUUCCUUUGUUGUACUGCUGCAAGAUUUCUGAACUGGACAAAGAUAAAGCGUUCGAUGCCUUCAUUUCUUAUUGCGUCAGCGACAGAGACAUCGCGAUGUUGCUGUUAAAGGAUCUGGAAGCAAAACCCCCCUUCUUCAAGGUGUGUAUCCACGAACGCGAUUGGAUUCCGGGUCAUAGCAUAAUAUCUCAAAUAGAAAAUUCGACUAGAAACAGCAGGAAGACUAUUUUGCUUAUAUCCAAAGAGUUCUUAAACAGCGUUUGGUGCCUAGCAGAAUUUCAAGCAGCCUUGGUGCAGUCUCUAGAGGAUAAGGUGGAGAGGAUAAUUCUCGUGUUGGUAGACAAGUCGGUGUGUGACAUGAUACCCACGGAUAUGCGCGAGUUGCUCCUCACCAGAACUUAUUUGCUGUGGGGCGAAAGAUGGUUUUGGGAGAAGUUGAGAUACUCGUUACCUCAUUACACGCGUAACGAACUGCUUCGUCAUGAAGUUCAGGAGGUUGAUAGAAUGGUUGCGGAAUUAAACAAUGAAUCUGCACUUUGAUACGUUACAUACGCAGUCGCAAUUUGUAUCGUUGGAAACUUAGUCCGAACCUUUCAAUUCGGGCAGAGUUCGCGUGCAUCCUCCGUAAACACGAUCUUUCAGAUAUUCCACAACCAUACAGAUUCUGCUCGAAUCGAAAGCAAGCGUAACACGCCAUAUUGCUGCAAUUUCUCAAGAAACCUAUCGGGCUACUGUUAAACACGCUGUAAAGCACUUUGAACAUGUAAUUGACGCAAUGCAUUGCGCAUGAACAAAUGUUGCGAAUAAAAACCUUUUGCGUGUUUCCAUUUUGUUUCUUGUUCUUCACGCGCCAUUUUUUCACCUAGUGGUAGAAAUUUCAACUACCUAUUCUUCUGCAUUUUCGUUUUUCCCAU